GUGGGAUAAUAAUAAUAAUGAAUCAAAAGCAACCCAUCGCAGAAGAACGUCUCAACUUCGCAAUUUUUAUCUUAGUUCCGAGCGAUAAAACUGUGAAAAAUCCCGCGCCCCGUGUUGUUCCCAACCGUCGAAAUUAGUUUAACUGGUGCCACCAAAGUACGAAGCAAGUUAUGUGAGUGCUGCCCAAGUGCGGAAAUGCCGUUUAUUGCGACGCCAGCCGUUUUUCUCUACCAGGCGGAGAAAGUCGACGUAGAUUAAUUCGAACGGGUGAAAAUGGCGAAGAAAAAACAUCCGACUACGAUUCUGAUUUCGGUCGAAGUGCGAUGGGACAAAACGUGGAAAUGCUGCUGAAGUUCGUACGCCUAGUGGACUGUUGAUGUUUGUUUCGUAAUCCGGAAGAUAGUUUUCUCGAAGAUUGACGGAUUGGCGAAAGGAAGCACCUCGUGAAAAAGAAACCCUCCUCCCAUUUCUGGAACGGGGCUGCUGGAGGAGAAGGAGGAAGUGCUUGUGUAAUCGAGGGAAUGUUAAAUUCCCAGUGCGCUUAAAAUGAGAGUUCCAGCUAUAGGGAAUCUGCUUAUCAGAUGUAUCCUUAUCUUGCUUUUGUUGCUGUUUAGUGAUUGUACAAAUAUAACCAAUAGCUUUAGCAGUAGUAAUUCAGUAAACGUUAAUAGCAGCAGUAGUAGUAGAGGCCUUGGGGAAGUCAAUCAAAAUGUAAGCUCGGGCAAGUUAAGUAACGUAACAAAUGCUAAUGCUGAUCCGGGUCGCAAUUGCUGUGAUGGGGAGGGGAACCAAAUCGGUAAUCAAAAGCGAACCAGCGGACCUCAGCGGAUUGUGGUCGAGUUUGCGACCAAUGUGGUCCAGAAUGAGUACAUCGUCCAGUUCGAUGGGUAUUACAAGCGAGCGGCGAGGGAGAAACACAUCCAGGCGGCGCUUAAUGGAUCGAAGGUGAAAAACUGGCGCAUCCAACCGCGAUCAAAUCCCAUCAGUGACUAUCCCAGCGAUUUCGAUGUCAUCACAUUAGAAGAAGACCCCAAAUCACAAACCGAUGGGAUAGAUCUGCUCAGGUCGCACCCAUCCAUCAAAUCCAUAUCGCCGCAACGGAUGGUCCACCGAACCCUUAAGUAUGUUCCCAUAGAAGUUUCACCCGACGAGGCAGAGCUGGACGAGGAAAUUGUGGACGAUGUCGAAAUAGCUGAUGCCCAGCAAGAGGCUGAAGACGACGAAGUGAUGGAGUUUAUCGAAAAGUUCAGAAAUUUCAAAAGAAAGCUGUCGACUGAUGUGAAUGAGCUUAACGAUAGCAGACCGGAUGUCAGUCAUCAGAUCACUCCUCCCGUGGGCUCUGCAAAUCGGCAUACGAAUCGUCGCUUACUCAGGGCGAUACCGAGGCAGAUAACUUCCUUGCUGAAAGGGGAUGUUCUUUGGGGGAUGGGUAUAACCGGUAAAGGGGUGAAGGUGGCAGUUUUUGAUACCGGGCUGUCGAAGAACCAUCCCCAUUUCAAGUCAGUUAAGGAACGGACCAAUUGGACGAAUGAGAAAACUCUGGAUGACGGAGUUAGUCAUGGGACAUUCGUAGCUGGGAUUAUUGCUUCUUCGAAGGAGUGUCUCGGAUUCGCACCGGACUCGGAGCUGCACAUUUUUCGAGUUUUCACCAAUAACCAGGUUUCUUACACAUCAUGGUUUUUGGAUGCCUUCAAUUAUGCAAUUUUGAAGAAGAUCAACGUACUGAAUCUUAGUAUUGGAGGGCCAGAUUUCCUGGAUCAGCCGUUCGUGGAUAAGGUUUUGGAGUUGUCGGCGAAUAAGGUGAUCAUGGUGUCUGCCAUUGGCAACGAUGGCCCACUGUAUGGGACUUUGAACAAUCCUGGAGACCAGAUGGACGUGAUUGGCGUUGGAGGGAUGGACUAUAAUGAUAACAUUGCAAAGUUCAGCUCACGUGGAAUGACCACUUGGGAACUUCCGAACGGUUAUGGUCGCAUGAAACCGGAUAUUGUAACUUAUGGGAGUCAAGUUAAAGGAAGUAAUCUGAACGGAGGUUGUAAAUCUCUUUCUGGUACUUCUGUGGCUUCUCCGGUUGUUGCAGGAGCAGUUACGCUUUUAGCGAGUGGAGUUAUCAAUAGAUUUGAUAUUGUCAAUCCGGCCUCGAUGAAACAAGCACUGAUUGAAGGUGCUCAGCGACUAACGGAAAACAACAUGUUCGAGCAAGGGCACGGAAAGCUGAAUAUCCUGAAGAGUAUGAAGAUUUUGUCUACUUACAAACCAAAAGUAACGCUUUCACCAGCUUAUCUGGACUUUACCGAGGACUAUAUGUGGCCUUACACAACUCAAAGUUUGUACUACACGAGCGCACCGGUUAUAGCGAAUGUUACUAUCCUGAACGGCAUGGGAGUGAUUGGCAGGGUGAUAAAUAGUCCAACGUGGCACCCAUACACUAAUGAAAAUGGCCAAAUGUUGAACAUUUCGAUUUCGUAUUCCGAGCAACUUUGGCCAUGGUCGGGCUGGAUUGCAGUCCACAUCGGUGUGAAUGAGCUGGGACGUAGCUUCGAAGGAUUAGCUCAGGGUCACAUUACGCUUACGGUUCAAAGCCCAGCCGGUCCGGGAGAGAAUGAACCUCGGAAUGGAACCGUAAGCUUUCCCUUGAAAGUGAAAAUUAUUCCACAACCCCCGCGACACAAACGAAUCUUGUGGGACCAGUACCAUAGCCUGCGAUACCCGCCAGGAUAUCUUCCGCGGGAUAAUCUUAAAAUUAAAUCCGAUCCUCUUGAUUGGCGAGCUGACCACAUUCACACAAACUUCAAAGACAUGUAUACUCACUUAAGAAACGCUGGAUAUUACGUUGAAGUUCUGGGUGCCCCGUAUACCUGUUUCAAUGCCAGUUAUUAUGGAACAUUGCUGUUGGUCGACCCGGAGGAGGAAUACUUCCACGAAGAGAUUAUUAAACUAAAGAACGAUAUUUUGGAGCGAGAUCUGAGCGUGAUUGUGUUCGCCGAUUGGUACAACACAACCGUCAUGAGGAAGAUCAAAUUCUACGACGAAAACACUCGCCAAUGGUGGAUGCCCGAUACGGGAGGAGCAAACAUUCCUGCAUUGAAUGAGUUACUCCGUGAUUUUGAUAUCGUACUAGGGGAUAAAGUAUCAGAAGGAUAUUUUGAUAUGCGAGAUCAUCGCAUGUAUUACGCGUCAGGAAGCAAUAUAAUCAAAUUUCCUACUGGGAACAAUACCAUUUUGAUCGAAAGGGACUUGUUCGAUCAAGGAUUGGACAUUCUCUCGCCUGACGAGAAGAGGCAGAAAAUUCGAGCAAAAACGGCCAUUCUUGGAUUGCUACAGACCGAUCAUACGUACUCAAAAGUGCAACCCGCAACACCAAACCCUGAUCUCAUCAACGGCGUCAAUUUAGAAUUGGACGCCGAUCGCAGCGAAGAACGCCAAAUCGAUCGUGAUUCAAUCAUCAACAAACGAAUUUUACUCAACGCCAAAUCAUUUGCAGACGACGACGAUGUUCCCAACGAGGGCGGAGAGCAGCGUCAAGACUUCGAAACGAAUCCGGAUUUUGGUAGUUUGAAAAAUUUGGAAGACGAAGAACAGGAUGACAUUCAGAAAAUCCAACACCCCGAAGAGAUCAGUCAACUGUUGCUGGAAAAGAAGCAGAACUUUACCGGUGAGAAAAUAAUUAUGGUGGAAGUACCUCAAACGUUGCUGAAGCUGCAGCCAGAUCAGCCGAAGGUGGUCAAAUCGAACGACAGUGCUGCCAGUGGGAAAGACAAUCGUAAAGUUGGCGGUCGAAUCGCCAUUUAUGGCGACUCGAAUUGUCUUGACUCGACCCACCUGGACAAGCCAUGCUUUUGGCUGCUAGAUUCGCUGCUGGAGUACACAAUGACAUCGCACGUGACCAACCUGUUGAAGGAUUUGAACAGCACGCGUCACAGUGACGUACUGAGCGAUACUAAACCGCCCGCUCGGCUAGCGAACAACAACCUGCAUCUGUACUCCAAGGUUCUGGGACCAGGCAAUGAGAAGCGCCAACUGCCGCGCUGUCAGCUACUUAGGUGGGAACAUCCCAUUUCGUUGAACAUGUCUACACUGAGUGGGUAUGGACUGAACGAGCGACUGCUGCUUCAACAGCAGCAGGAAUUGCAGCAACAGCAAGCUCAACAGGGCCUGUUCGGUAACGAAAUCGACAACAAUGUGAACCUAUUUCGCAAGCUAGAAAGUCAAAAAGCAACCAUAAUUAGCGCCAACGACGAACCGGACGUUCCGGGAUGGCGGAACAAGAAAACCGACAAAAUCCCACCAAAUGCGCCGAACAGCUUUGUCAAUCCCUCAGUCGGGCGACCUUCGGUGGCUUCCAUUGGAGUGAAAGUACCAGCCGGGGUGGCAGGACCCAACCAAUCCAAAGACCAGCAGCACCAUCUUCCGGUUGCCGACCAUCCAGACGCCAACGCUAACAAUUUGUACGGAAGUAGCAAUUUUGCGCUGAGUCGCGAAUCAACCUCCAGUUUCAAGCUAGCCUCCAAUUGGUUCGUGACGGUGUCCGGAGUGCUGGUUUUACUAGUGCUACUUAACUGGAUACGCAAAUCAAAAGGCCUAACGAUCAAGCGACGAUGUAACUACUUAUUCAAAAAGAUUGGCUUUUGAACGACAAUGGCGUGUUGAAAAUUGAGUCCCAGAUAGUUAGGUAGAUUGAUUGUUAUUUUGUUGGCUUCAGAUGAGUUCGAGGCUAGGCUGAUGUAUGGCGGGAUUGACCCAAAGAUUUUAGUUUUUGCAUAGUUCGGGUAUCUUUUAGGAUGCCCUAAGAAACCACAUAAAAAGGGAAUUGAAGCAAAAUUAUUUGCAAUUUAUUAAAGGCGCGUUAUGUGAUGUUUAGUUUAAGUGCAAAAUAAAACUGUUUACUAUCCGUGUCGGGGUAGUUGAGAGGGAUAGUUAUUUAACUGAAACGAGAUAUAUUUUACAUACAUUAUGUAGAAGUGUCUCACUAGAUGAAGCUGGAUAAUAGUACUAAUAAAUAUGAAACACUGUCUAUUUUUAUAAAAAUA
Aedes aegypti (yellow fever mosquito) is the source of this 5027-nucleotide messenger RNA. RefSeq names its product membrane-bound transcription factor site-1 protease. Gene Ontology annotation, cellular component: Golgi apparatus. Gene Ontology annotation, molecular function: serine-type endopeptidase activity. The coding region runs from base 547 to 4629 and encodes 1360 amino acids. The transcript is spliced from 4 exons. Gene Ontology annotation, biological process: proteolysis. The record is from RefSeq and is a predicted model, not a curated record. NCBI's taxonomy places the organism in Eukaryota, Metazoa, Arthropoda, Insecta, Diptera, Culicidae.